CCUCAGGCGCUCUUGCUUCGUUCAUCGGCAAUCGCGUUUACCGCACAACUCUUUCGUGCUCUCAGAGUUGUUAUCACCUUCUGUCGUUCUCGUAUUUUCCGAGGACCCACUUUCCAUGACAAUGAACAGUUUUCACCUUUGAAUUUGUUUGGUGUUCGUACUCUCAUCGAAGAACUCGAUCUAGGUUCACUUCGAUUCCAAUCCCAAGAGCCCCAAUUUCGCGGAAAACAGCCGAGAACCCAAAGGAGGACGGCCCAUAUUUCACACCUCUUUUUUGAUUAAUAUAUUCGAUUCUAUUGAUUUUCAUGGUUUGAAUCGAUUAACAAAGUUCGGUCUGCUGCCAGACCUCGUUUUUCGAUCUCGAAAACCCAAAUUUGGCCGCGAGAAAAGGCAUGUUUCCUGCAUCUGGUUCAGCGGUGCUGCUACCUCCAACCAAAUUCUAUGGCCCCUUUUCCUCAUCAUCUUCAUCUUCUCGACCCGGCGGAUGCUGUAUGCCUUAUACAAAGACAUUCGUGUUGUGUUCUUCCUUGCGGAAGAAGAUUGUUUGUGCUUGUAUGGCGCCUUCACAUAAUUUGAGUACUGAUGGAUUUUCUGGAACCAAACACAAUGCGGAUUCAUUUAAUUCAGGGACUUCAGGUGCGAUUAAAGAACCUGGCUACGAAUCUGAUGUCCUCGUUGAGUGUAAAGAUGUCUAUAAAUCAUUUGGGGAGAAGGAUAUUUUGAGAGGUGUGAGCUUUAAGAUUAGACAUGGGGAAGCUCUUGGAAUAAUUGGGCCUUCUGGCACUGGCAAAUCUACUAUUUUGAAAAUUAUUGCAGGACUUCUUGCACCAGACAAGGGGGAGGUUUUUAUUCGAGGUAGAAAGAGAUUUGGUUUGAUCAGUGACGAGGAGAUUUCUGGUCUUCGAAUUGGUUUGGUUUUUCAGAGUGCUGCACUUUUUGAUUCUUUAACUGUUCGUGAAAAUGUUGGUUUCCUUUUGUAUGAAAAUUCUAGUAUGUCAGAAGAUCAAAUUGCAGAGCUUGUGACAGAAACUUUGGCUGCUGUUGGAUUGAAGGGAGUUGAAGAUCGGCUACCUUCUGAGUUGUCUGGUGGAAUGAAGAAACGAGUUGCAUUAGCUCGGUCUAUAAUAUUUGAUACAACAAAGGAUGCAAUAGAGCCAGAGGUGCUCUUGUAUGAUGAACCAACAGCAGGGCUUGAUCCGAUUGCUUCCACUGUGGUUGAGGAUCUGAUCCGCUCUGUACAUUUGAAAGAUGAGGAUGCACUUGGAGUGCCUGGCAAGAUUGCAUCUUAUGUGGUUGUUACCCACCAACAUAGCACCAUUAGAAGAGCUGUUGACAGGUUGUUGUUUCUCUACAAGGGAAAGAUUGUCUGGCAAGGAAUGACUCAUGAAUUUGCCACAUCGACAAAUCCAAUUGUUCAGCAGUUUGCAUCAGGAAGCUUGGAUGGACCAAUUCGUUAUUAGCUGUCCAGAAUGCAUGCGGUUGAAUUAAGUACACACAAAUUCACCAAUUCUUCUGCAUCUCUGUGGUUUCCUUACAAGGAAAUUUUGUCAUGAGGUGUUCAAUGGCGUGCCUAAACCUUUGCUUAUCUCGGGAUCAAUGGACUUAAAAGAGAAGGGGGGGGGGGGGGGGUGGUGGUGAGAAGGCUCUUGGACUGGCUGAGAAUUGUAGGUGAAUUUAUAUGGCCACUUUUCUCUGUUUUAGUGUAAAUCAUGUACUAGGGCAUCAUUUCUCUGCCCCAUUAUAGUUAGGGAAAUAGAUUCUUCCAAGCUGAAAUGCAGACGUUUUGUCUCAUUCAAAUUUUCAAGUUAGUAGUUUGUAUCAUUCAAUUCCUAGCUAAAACGAAUGCUGAUUAGUUCUUGUUUUGAUUUUGAUGCAUUGAUUUUAACUUCUGUAUUUUGGUGGUGCUGGCUGUAACUAUUGGUCAUGAUUUGAGAAUAUAUUCACAACA
Malania oleifera is the source of this 1948-nucleotide messenger RNA. Its product is annotated as protein TRIGALACTOSYLDIACYLGLYCEROL 3, chloroplastic. Lineage: Eukaryota; Viridiplantae; Streptophyta; Magnoliopsida; Santalales; Ximeniaceae. The transcript has 10 exons. Gene Ontology annotation, molecular function: ATP hydrolysis activity; ATP binding. The coding region runs from base 393 to 1460 and encodes 355 amino acids. The record is from RefSeq and is a predicted model, not a curated record.